Molecule: messenger RNA, 1024 nt
Organism: Prunus dulcis (almond)
Lineage: Eukaryota; Viridiplantae; Streptophyta; Magnoliopsida; Rosales; Rosaceae
Exons: 3
Coding region: 327-632 (101 amino acids)
Source: RefSeq, a predicted model, not a curated record
GUUCCUAAUAUCUGGUACAUAGGUGAAAAAGUGUUGACCAGUUACUGGAUACCAGUUGCACGAGGUUUUAGAUCCGUCCUUUUGGACUUCACUCUUCAACUUCCAGCCAUCAGGAAUUGGGCCUGCCUUCUGAGAAUGAAGAUUUCCUUGAAUGUACAGUUCUCUAAAAAAUCUCUCCCUUCUAUUCAUCUCUUAUUUGAGGGUCCCUUGAACCCUAAAUUUCUCAUCCAUAAAGAUCACCUGAUAAAGACUCUGAGACAGUGUAUCAUGUAACCAAACCAGUCCUUUCUAUUCGUCUGAUUACCGAUUAGGUUUUAGGGUUCAAUAUGAAAUACAGAGAGAAAAUGGUGAAUUUUGUGAGGCGGCUGAAGGCCAAGAUGAAGAGGACAAUGAUGCUCAUAUUGAAGCGCUUGCCUUUCCAUUUUCCAGAACAUCGAAUCAAUGAUUUACCAGAGCCUAGCUUGCAAGUAAGAAUUCGGUUGUCAAAAUCUAUCCCAAAAUUCAUGAACAAUCAAAUCCUGCAAAAACAUGGUGGAAGCUUACAAAAGAGAAAUGCCCUAGUCUUAAUUUCUUACCAUGCAGGCUACAGACAUAAGCAAUCACCUUUGGGCUUGGCAACUCCCUGCCAUUAAAAAGUUGAAUGAUACUUAUCCUUCAUAAUCAUCCAGAUGAGGUGGAACAUGCUACGAGUCGAAGGAUAUAUUUGCACAAAAUCAAUUUCGCUUCAUCUAACCAUACAUGCAGUAGCAUUUCUGAGGGGAAGCUGCCAGCAGCAGAAGGAAGCAAGUCUGCCGGCUCACUAGAAGAGAAGGAUAUCGGAAGGAAGCAUAAUAACAGAAGAGCACUGUGGAUAUAGUUUUAAAUUUAUUUUCAAUUGUAUUUACAGUUAAAAUUAAGAGGAUUAGGUAUUGAUGAGCAAUAAUUAUGUUGGGCUAGUUAAAGGAUCACUUGAUUGUAUAUAAGUAUGUGACUGUAAAUACGAUAACUAAUCAAUGAAAUGCCAUUUUCUUCUUCAAUUGUGUUU